Penaeus vannamei (Pacific white shrimp) is the source of this 2756-nucleotide messenger RNA. The record is from RefSeq and is a predicted model, not a curated record. Lineage: Eukaryota; Metazoa; Arthropoda; Malacostraca; Decapoda; Penaeidae.
CCUUCCAGCACCGGAGACGAUGUGGGGUCCUGAGAACACUUCGGGCGGGACAGGUUCCUCGGCAGGCUCUUCCACAGCGAGCUCAGUCCUCAGCACGGGCGGUUCCUCCAUAUCGGCGGCGUCCACGGGGGCUCUCAAGAACGGCAUCGGGCUAGCAUGGGCGGUGUCCGGCAGCAGCGGCAAGGGCACGGCCGCGGGCGUGACCACCGGGAUGGGUUCGAGUUCCAUUAGUAUGGCCAAUGUCCUGGACUUCCUCCUGACUGCUACUCAGCUGUACCGCGUUGCCGCCGCCACAACCAACAAGAUCAGGGCGAGCGGAAAGGCGGCCAAGGGCUCGGCCUCCCCUGCCGACGACGUGCCUGGCCUGCGGGGCUCCUCCAGCCUCACCCCCAUCACCACCACCAGCUCCACCUCCUCCUCUUCCUCCUCCUCCUCCACCACUCCAGCUUUGCCCUCCGCCUCCCAGACGUGGGCGCGACUCCUCGCCAACCCCUGCGCCAACUCCCCCGAGCAGACCUUAGCCCUGCUGCAGGUUCUGCUGCAGGACGGUCUGCUGGACUCCAUCCUGCCGUAUAUGGUAUCCUCGCUCAACUUGACAACCACCCCCGCCCUCACGCCCUCGCAUCCUGCGCCGCCUGCCAUCACUCGGUCACGAACGCCCACACCCACGCCCAGCUCGAAAGCAGGAGGCAAAUCUCACAGGUCGCCGACGAGGGACUUCGCCAAGGACGCCGCCAGGAGGUCUCCCCCCCCCCUCCAGAGCCCGGGCAUUGUGAUCCACGUGUGUGACGAGGCGCGAGGGCUUCGCCAGGACUUCACGUGUCCUCGGGAUCUCCUGAUUCACCACAUCGGGUACUUCGCCGAUGUCACUGCUGGUCAGCGUCUAGAGGAUGUAGACAUCUCGGUGCACUGUGACGUCAGCAUUUUCGAGUGGCUGCUGCGGUGGGUCAAGCGAGGUCAGACAGAAGACCAUGUUCCUCCGACUCUUGAACCCAAGACCGCCGUGUCGAUCCUGAUCUCUGCCGACUUCCUGAAGAUGGCGCCGCUGGUGGAGGAGGUCCUGCAGUACGUCCACGACAACAUCAACCUUAUCCUCGAGGCUCAAGUCAAUCUUAGUUGCCUCUCUGAUGCCAUCCUUACAAGACUAGCCUAUCUGUUCACUCACUGGGAGUUGGAAAGUCUACGUGACCGGCGGGACAGAAUCCAGAACAAGCUGUAUGCCAAAUUCCUGCAGGGUUUGUGCGAGGCCUACCCUUCUCCUGCCCGCGGGAUCUUCAAAACGGCUUCCACGCUCUACAGGCAAGGCAAAAACUCACGAGGGAAAUUAUUUGGUGAUCCAGGAGUCUCCUCCAUCACGAACUGCUGGGCGUGGUGCACCGAGUGUGGAAACCUCGUGACUCGGGGCGUGGAGCGCCUGGUGGCCUGCGUGCCCGCCAAUACCUGCAUCACCACGACUGGACAAGUCUACUAUACACAUUCAAGGGACGCGACUUGGAGCCUGACUGAACAUGUGCGGCAACUGAAGACCGACCUGAAGACCUGGAGACUAGUUUACUGGCGGUUGUGGGGUCAGGUACACUUCCUACCGUGCUCCACUUGCGGCGCGGUCUUUCCGGGAAGUGAAAUGAAGUUCUGUCGCCACCACCGCCUCGACGCCGCUUCCUCGGACGUGGACCUGCUCCUUGCUAGUGACACGUACCCUUGCUGUGGUGCCCGUGCCCUCAAGUUCUCCCCUCUGCCCGUGAGGAAUGGUUGCCUCGCGUCUGACCACACUGUGCAACUCAGCCAGGGCGAGAGCGACAUAUGGGGUCCCAUUCCUCUCAUCUAUGACGACCUCCUCACGUUCCAACUCCUCGUUUGCAUCGACCCUCCCUAUCAACUCACCCCUGAAUCCAAGAAUGUGCUAUGGACAGGGGUACCUCUUGUGCCACCUAACAAGGCUGAGCGGAGCUUCCUCGACCGGUCAUGGUUAGCGCACUUUUCUCAUGGUGAGCGAGACAGCCACGCCGCCGUCCGCCCUGGACUGCCAGAGAACACUGCUGCUGCUGCCACGACGGGUGUUAACUUGGGCGUAGGAACGGGCGUGAGCAGUGAGAGUUCAUCGGACGAGGAGGAGGGCGGAGGGCGGCCAGGACUCACGCCCAGAUUAAGAGCCAACCUCAUGCGGAGGGCAAAUCGAGCUCGCCGUUCUGUUAACUGCGAGGUCAUGGCCGAGCCGAGUUUGAGGUGGGACAGCGGCCGCUCCACGCGCCACAACCAGGACGCCCAACGGGAGAAGGAGACGCGCCUGCUGCGGGACCUCACGUCGUGGCUCACCCUGGCGGCCCCCAACGCCCACGACUCGAGCCACGGCUCCCACAAGGGACACCGCGGGCGUCCGGACCGCCGACGCGAGUGCGCGAACGGCCCCGACCCCGGCGUCUACUACCGGCUGGAAUCCGAGUUCCGCGAACGGCACGGCAGCCACGGCCACGGCCACAGCGGCGGAGGCGGCACCUUCAGGGCCAAAGUCCAGGCGAUUUCCAGGAUCAAGAUGAGGCUCAGGCACAGAGCGGCCUUCUCAGCCUCGCGAUAGCUGAUGUGCAGCGAGGAACCUCAGCACGCAAAACACGCUGCAAACAGUAUUCCAAAUCAUAAUCUAAAACGGACAAAAAUUCUAUAUAUUCCUAAAGAUUUUUUCAAGCUGUUGAUCUAACAUUUAGUAAAUAUUAUUCAGUCUAACCAAUGUUGUUGUUUUUCAUGAUUAAUAGACGAAC